Osmerus eperlanus (European smelt) is the source of this 3464-nucleotide messenger RNA. It is a transcript of the gene lgi2a, whose product is annotated as leucine-rich repeat LGI family, member 2a. The record is from RefSeq and is a predicted model, not a curated record. Gene Ontology annotation, biological process: inhibitory synapse assembly. The transcript has 8 exons. The coding region runs from base 118 to 1737 and encodes 539 amino acids. NCBI's taxonomy places the organism in Eukaryota, Metazoa, Chordata, Actinopteri, Osmeriformes, Osmeridae. Gene Ontology annotation, molecular function: protein binding.
CUGCCGAUUUGCUGAUGUCAGGGCUUCAGUGCAGCAUUUGGUGGUGCAGGGUGUAAGCGGUACGGUCUGCCUCGGCGUUCAUUGGAAAGGGUCACACAUGCAACCAAGACAAGAAAGAUGCUUUCAAUUUGUAGCAAAUGGACAUUGUAUUAUUUGGCAUUCCUUUUUCUGUCUUCACCGGUUUAUCUGAAAAAGGCUUACAGAUGUCCUUCAACAUGCAGCUGUUCCAAGGAGUCCAUCAUAUGCGUCGGCUCUUCCUAUGUGUCCAGGAUGAUACCGAACGACAUAAGUUCACUGAGCAUUGUCAACGCGACGUUCUCCGAUGUCAAGGAGGCUAUGUUCGCCCACAUGCCUUCACUCCAACUUCUGCUUCUUAAUUCAAAUUCUCUGACAACAAUAAGAGAUGAUGCGUUCUCUGGCCUGUCCCACCUGGAAUACCUGUUCAUUGAGAGCAACAAGAUUGAAACAGCAUCGAAAUAUGCUUUCAGAGGACUCAGAGACUUGACUCACCUGUCUUUGGCGAACAACAACAUCAAAUCCUUACCCAGGGACCUCUUUAUCGACCUGGACUCCUUAAUUGAGUUAGACCUACGGGGUAAUGCCUUUGAGUGUGACUGCAGAGCAAAGUGGCUGAUGACUUGGCUGAAAAGCACCAAUGCUACAGUGUCAGAUGUUGUCUGCUCCGGGCCAGAGGAAAUGAAGGACAAGCGGCUCAACGACAUGGCCAGUCUGCACAACGAGUGCAUCUCAACAGAUUUUAUCCUCCACCAGUCUGUGCCGUCUGAGUCUCUGUCUGUAGACACGUUCUCCUACAAGAACGAUGUCUAUGUUGCCGUGGCAGCUCCCAAUAUCGAGAGCUGUAUGGUACUCCAGUGGGACCACAUUGAAAUGAACUUCAGGACAUAUGACAACAUAACUGGCCAGUCCAUUGUAGGAUGCAAGGCCAUGGUGAUCCAGGACCAGGUGUUUAUUGUUGUUGCCCAGCUCUUUGGUGGAUCCCAUAUCUACAAGUUUGAUGAGGACCAGAGCAGGUUCAGCAAGUUCCAGGACAUAGAAGUCUCCAAGAUCUCCAAGCCCAAUGACAUUGAGGCGUUCCUAAUCGGCACUGACAAUUUCUUCAUCAUUGCCGACAGCUCCAAGGCAGGGCUGUCGACCCUCUACAAAUGGAACAACAAAGGCUUCUACUCCUACCAGUCCCUGCACGAGUGGUUCCGCGACACAGACGCCGAGUUUGUGGACCUGGACGGCAAGGCUCACCUGAUCCUGGCUAGCCGCUCCCAAGUGCCUGUGAUCUACCAGUGGAACCGGAGCAGCCAGAAGUUUAUCCUGCAGGGGGAAAUCCCCAACAUGGAGGAUGUUGUGGCUGUGAAGCACUUCCGUGUGAAGGAGGAGCUCUACUUGGCCAUGACGCGCUACAUCGGCGACUCCAAGGUCCUCCGUUGGAGUGCCAAGCAGUUCUCGGAGAUCCAGGCGCUGCCCUCGCGCGGCGCCAUGAUCCUGCAGCCCUUCGUCUUCAAGGAGCGCCACUACUUGGCCCUGGGCAGCGACUACACCUUCUCCCAGAUCUACCAAUGGGACGCGGAGAAGAAACUCUUUGAGCGCUUCAAAGAGGUUUACAUCCAGGCGCCGCGAUCCUUUACCGUGGUGUCCACCGACCGCAGGGACUUUCUUUUCUCCUCCAGCUUCAAGGGAAACACGCAGAUCUAUGAGCACAUCAUCCUAGAUCUGAGCUUGUGACUUUGCCCGGGGGAGACCCUUGUUUGCAUCCAACGUCUUUCACAGUAAAAGUUGGCAUUUCUGAGGGUAGGGUAGAUAUCUCAUUGGGUAUUAUCUUCAAAUGAUUGAUUUUUAACCUGCUAUUGCACUUGUAUAUAGGGUCAAAUACAUGUAAAUUCCUCCAUUGUUGACUAUUUUAUACUCACAGCUAAUCACAACUGGUGAGUAUAUGUAGAGACCAGACAGACAUUAAGAUUGACACUAGUUUUCCAGCCCGUUUAAGAGCAUAGGGUAUCAAAACAUAUUUGACAGUACCCAUGUAUACCUCAUGUCUUCACUCUUCUUGGUUAGAUGUAAUAUGUUGCCUUAUCAGCGUUGGGUUGGACUAUUGGUUGGCUUGUGGCGCCCUCUUCUGGACGUGUUUGGUGAUGAUCCCCCUCUGCUGUGUACAGUACAUACAGGGAACAGUCUCAGAAGCACAAACCUUUAGGAUCAGUAGUUAUGAAACUUCAAUCUUUAGCUUAGACCAUUCUAGUAAAAGCAAUUACUUCCUUACUUAAAAUGUGUAUUUUGUAACUUAGUUACAAGAUUGUUUAUGAAUUGUAUUGCGAACCAGGGUGUGAGUUAAUGUAAAAUAUUGGAAUUUUUAAUGAAUUUGGAAAGUGAAUUGAACAUAUGUCAAGGGUGCAGAAUAUACAGUGGAUGAAGUUGAUACAUUAUACCUAUAGUAUUUUUACAAAGUUUGGUGUCACGUGUCAGGGAUUCAAGAUCUGUUGAAAUUAACCUUAUAACAAAUUAACUUUCAGGUUACAAUCAUUUUUUAAUAGCAAUAUAAUGUUUGUUGUCUCCAAAAACAUUUUGUUAUAAGGUCUUGAGUUCCUGCAAGGUCGACACAACUGUGUCUGGAUUUCAGCAAAAAGAAGUUUCAGAUGGCAUGCUGUAAUGCUAAUGUAUUUCCAAUUUGUUUUAUUCUGCAUCCUGGAGAAAACUCAUCUUCUUACUCUGUUGUGGAUAUUAAUUCUCUCUGUUUUCCCAAAGUUUACAUCUAAACAGCAACGUGUCUGCUGGAGAAUAAAGCAUUUGGUACAUGCUAAGAUAAUAGAGGACCAACUUUUGGCUCUGUUAUGUGGACCUGGAGUUUCAAACCCUUAGCUUCAGAAGACCUUAGAUGCUCUUGGAUGGUAUGUAUGAAGUCUCUGAUUGCUGGUUAUCACUAGGAUUGAACCUUUUUUAUGCAUCCAUGCAGUCUAAUGUAAAAGAAAGAAAUUGGAAUGUUGCUGCAUCAAUAAUUGUUAAAACAAGUUAUUUCUUUGUUUUAUACAUAUAUUUGAAUGUUGAACUAAUACCAUCAACUGUACAAUAAAGACAGAAAAGCAACUACCUAUUUGUCAUACCACUCAAAUUUUCAUAACUAGUGGCAGUCAACCCUACAAAUAGUACUGCUGCUUGCAAGAGCAUGCUUUUUAAACUGAAUGUUCACCAAACUUAAGCAAUUGCGAAAUUUGUUCCAAGUUCUGGUGCUCAUGUAAAAUAAUCAAAUUACAGCUCACAGUAGAAACAAUAAAAUAUGCAAGUUGUAUGAUAUGCAGGUUGCUUUUUAUCAUGACACAAUGUUUGUUUUAGCAUACUGAAUGUUAAUUUUAUGAUUACUGUUAGGAUAUUAAUGUACUAUUGCUACUGUUGAGCAUUGAAAUAAAUGCACAGCAAUACGUUUCAAAUGAGAAUUGAGGCUCCUUCUCUAUUCAUUU